GCAUUUUCGCGAAUCGGCACUACGUUCACGUUAAUUGCAGCGGCAUCAUUUUUGCUUGAUUUUAAAGGAUUUUUUUUCGGUGAAAAUAGGGACAUUAGUGCUUGGCUUGGUGCGCCCAAUGGGUAUACAUUCCCUCCGCUAGGCAACCGAUGAGUUUUUUACACCUUUCGUGACCACUUUUGGCGAACCGCGGCGCAGUUCACAUAUGCACAUCGAGCGACGCACAUGAGAAGUGUAACAUGGAGGACAUAGAAUACCUAGACGAGUACAAAGACUUGGUGCUGCCAGGGAUCAAAACGGGGGCUCCGCCAGCUUCCUCUGCCGGCGGCUCGCGGCAGCGUCGCAUUUCGUCAGACUCGAGCAACUCGUCGUCGAUCGAUGCGGACAUAUUCCAGAAGCUUUUCCACGGCAAGUACCUCGACGACGAUCUGCUCGAUGAGGGCUCUGGCUCCAAGCCGCAGGACAGGCGACGCCAACUUCCGUCCCCCUCAUCCUCCAGCGACGAUUCCAACGAUGCCCUUGAAGCGCUAUUCAGCCGCAAGAGCAGCAAAUACAAGCCGGUUAGGAGGCGCGAGCGCUACGAGUCCUUCGAUUCGGUGGACGACCUGGGCGAAGCCCUAAUGCGUCCCUCGCAGAGGCCGACUGUACUCAAGCCCGGUACCUCACAGGCGGGUGCCAGGAAAUCGUUCGGCGAAGCCCCACAUAAGAGCCACAGCAGCAGCAGCAGCAACUUUGCCAGGAAGCAGCUGGCUCCUACCUCAGCUAAAAUUUCUGGUAAUCGUAGUCCCAAUGCUAGAAACAAGAAUUCCACCUCAACGGCAACCAAUUCGUCAGCAUCUUUGAAUGGAACUAGUCUGGCAUCCGCCAAAAAUAAGACAGUUACCAUUAUAAAGGCCCAGAAAACAGAUCUGACGCCUCCUCAGCAUGAGCCAAAAACGGAUCCUUUAACCUUGGGAGGUUUGUAUGACGACUCAGACAGCGAUUCGUCAUACGAAUACGAAUCAGACUUUUAUGGUGAUCGCGAUUCGGAGGACGAGGAGGCCGAGCCGGUGAUCGACAUAUCAACGGACACAAGCAGGACCACAUCGGUGGCGGACACUGUGACACCUGUUGUUUCCGACGACGAGGGCCAGGAGAUGCAGAUCGAGCAGAAAGAGCAGAAUGCGCGUCCUGAAAAUGAUCAGGAGUCUGUUUUGAGCUGCGUCUAUGAGCGCCUGCAGUUGUACUUGAGUAAUCUCAGUUGCGCAGAGGCGCCGCCAAUCUAUAAGAAACAGAACAGUGCUAGGAAAUCCCGCUCCAACGAAAAGAAACCCUCUUCCUCCGAACAGGUUAAGCAUGCUAAUAAGCAAUCAGCGGCCAGUGACAAGGAGGAGGCGGAGGAAAAGGAGCGGGACCUAGGGCCGGAGCCACUGGAGGCCAGCAGCAGUGCCAAAUCCUCGGCCAGCAAGGUCAGCGCCAGUCGCAAGCUGUACGACGUCGAUGACAGUGUCACGCUUGAGGCGGUUGAGCGCAUGAGCCUUGACUUGGCCGAGCAGAUCUUGGAGAUCGAUGUGGAGCGGUCAUACGAGUACGAAAAGCGAUCUGGAUCAAAGACGCGUAGCAGAUCAAGAUCAAAGGUCCCAGCGGAUUCGGACAAGAGCCACGUGCGGAAACUAACCUACUCCAGCGAACGACUCGAUAACCCUGAACCCUCGGGGACAAAACUGCGGCGCUCCAAGAGCGAGUCUUUCCCAAAGCGAGGACGCUCUCGGAGCCAAAAGCAGCGUAAAAGUCGAGCUGCCACCACAGAGGAAAAGACCCUUAAUGCCCGUGAAGGGGAGGAACUGCCGGUCAAGCGGAAACGCGGAAGGCCACGUAAAAAUGUUACAAAAGAAGAAACGCCACAAGAUGGUUCUCCUAAAAAUGCAACCGAAAGCUUGGAUAAAGAAAUUCCUCUCCCAAUAGGAGUGAGCGAAGUAGAAGAGACCAAGGAGACGGUCAAUUUGGAAGAGGCACUAGAACAGGAUGAACUGAAUGCAGAGGUAGACAAAGCCAAAGAGUUUACAGGAUUGGAAAACUUACCCCAGAAUGAUAUUAAUGCUAAAACGGAUCUCAAAAGUGCCCCGGACUUGGAUGUUGAGAUGGAUGAAGAGUCUGGUGGUAAUAUGGAAAAAGAACCGCUUCCUACACUUGACACAUCUACCGAAACAUUCGAUACCGCACAGGAUAACAACGAAAUAAGCGAACGUGCAGCUAAUCUAAAUGAUUUGGAAGGCAAAGAUUUAAAUUCAGGAAAAGAGGAAACUCAGAAGGACAUCGGCAUUAAAGACAUGGAGCAUUGCCAUGACGCUGCAAUAAAGGAGAUUACGGAAUUGCAAAAUGCCAUUGAUGAUACUGAAGAAGUUGAAUUACCAGCUGUACUUGUAAGUGCUAAUAUAGAGGCAAUGGAUGCCCCUGGAAAUAUACUUGAAGAAAGCGAUUCCCAGCUGGCUGAGGACAUAAAAUUGGCCGAAGAGAUCUUGGCAGCAGAAGCUGGAAAAGGAAUUGAGGUAACAGUCGCAACAGUGCAGGGUGUGCAAAAUCCUGUAAUCGAGAUUGUCAAAGAGCUGGAGCUGGAAAUGAUUUCAGAAGCCGUGUCAAUACCACAAACAAACACGCAGACGGAAGAAACCUCUUCGGUCGAAGAGCAAUCUUUAGCUGGAGAACAAAGUCCAGAUGAGCAGACUUCAGUUGAUAAAGAGCCUCUGGCUAAUAAACAGACUUCAGAUGAUAAAAAGUCUCUAGUUAAAGAGCCAUCUACAACUGAGGAUGAGCAACCAGCAGAGGAGCAAUCUUCAAUUCCUGCGGAGGAGAACCAUCCCAAAGACAAAGGGGAAUCGCCUGCCGCAAAGGAACAUGAGCGGGAUAAGGAACCAGAUUCAGCUCCUAAGGAUGAGCCAUUGUCAUGUUCAGAGGUUCCUACAAGCCUUGCUACUCCAGGCAAGACAGGAAAUCCAUCUUCGCCAGCUAAUAAAUCGAGACAGCUUGAAGCUCUCGAAAAAUCCGUAGUGAGAAGGGCGCUAAGGUCAGAUAAAGCUACUCCCCAGAAGCAACGUGAAGGUCGGUCAAAGCAGGUACGGAGAAAACAACUUGAUCUGCUUAUGGGUGAGUCAUCGAGACGAAGCAGUCCAAGACUGGGAAAAUCGCCUGGGGAAAGCCAUUCCUCACAAGAACGCUCUCCGGCGGAAAGAAAUGUUAAAACAUCCAAGUUAGCUAAAGUAAAGAAAACUGCAGAAAAAGAGGAAGAGGUAGAGGAAAAAACCAUUCCAGCUGACACUGUACACGAUAAGGUGGUAGAGGAUGCCAAAACAACUGAAGACAAUUUAGUUGCAGAUACUUCAAAACAGGAAGAAGAUAAGCAGAGCUCUAGUGAGACUGAAAUUAAAAAGGCAAAGGGUAGGCCAUUGAAGUCAAAGAAAUCCAGAUGGACUCAAGGAGCAGAAACUAAAAAAUUAACUGCAAAUUCUAGCGAUGACAUUCCUUCUACUUCAAAGCGUUUUGAAGAAUAUUCCACCUCAAGCGAAUCAGAGCAGAAAGACGAAAGGGAAAAUCUGUCAGCUCUAGACCCACCAGUAGAUGAUGCCAAACCAGAUUUAGAAAAAUCUCAGGAAACUGAAACGCUACAUGUUAAAGAAAAAGCUUCCAAUCCUAGAAAAACUCGAAAAACGCUGCAGGAAAAAGCCAAACCCUGUAGCGAUACGCCCUCUGACCAUUUCGACGCUAAAAGUGAUGAGAAUCUUUCCAGGACUGUCACUGAUAAAGAAGAGCCAAUUUCCGCCAGAUUGGGCCGUAGAGACAAGGCUAUAAUUGAUGAGGCCAAAUCCCAGCAGGUAGAAAAUUCAUCUGCGAAAUCUCAGGCUACUGGAAAAAGAGUUAUUUCAAAAGAGAGGCUUUCCAAAAAGGAUCUGGCCGAAGAGCAGUCUAAAAAGUCGUUAGAAAGCGGCAAGGAAAUGAAGGAAAAAUCAAAAGGCGAGAUGAAAAAAGAAGAGAUGGAAGAAUGUGGUGACUCUGACAAUCAAAUUAAUGACAGUGAGAAGCUAGCUAAUGACAGUGAGAAGCUAACAAAUGACAGUCUAAGUGAAAGAGAAACAGACCCUGAGAAACUGUUGUUAAACGCCAAUUCCGUUCCGUUUGACCAAGAAUUGGUUCCAAUACCAAAAGACUCUGCACAGGAUGUUGCCUGUAAGAGUGACGAUAAAACACCUAAUAAGAAUAUUGACGAAUUCGAUCCAGAUGAUCACUCGGAGUUAGCGGAAAGCAAUAUACCUACAGCGUCUGAAUGUCCCACAGUCGUAAAGGAACCCGAACCGAAUGUAGGCGACUCUUCACAGGAUUUAGACCAGUCCAAAGCUUUAAAAGGAAAGUCCAAGAACAAGGGUAAGAGAAAUGACAAGAAACUCAAGGAAAGCAUUACUGAAUCUGGGAAGAAAAAGGAUUCACAGUCAAGUAUGGAAGCAGUUCAACCAUCAUCAUCUUCUGCACCGGAUGCCUCCGUUGAAAAAACGGAGCAGUCAAACGACAAACCAAAAAUCUCUGCUAUAGAAAGUGGAAGGAUAAGAAAACGCAGGCAGGCAGUAACUAUUGAGGAUCCCGAGGAUGCUUAUGAGAAUACUGAGCCUAACGAAGACGAUAAUCCUACCACUUCUAGUCAACAGGAACUUUUUGAACCUGAACCUCAUUUGCAUAUAGGAAAAGCACCAACGAAAACAUACCUGAUGAGUAAAAGAAUUAAACCCACGUCAUCGGCUUUAGAAGUUUCGAAAAAUGAACCGAAACCAGAUGAGUUGGAAAACAUUUCUGUAGAACAACUCAAAAGCAAAACUGAUCCGGAUACAAACGAAAUUCCAGCCGAAACGUCUACAGAAAAUACGGAGACCUUUCUCCCGACUACCUCAACGAAGAAUUCGCAACUAGAUUUACCCACCACUCCGACAACAAGCAGCGAACGAAACAAAAAGAACCUCAGUACAAAUAAGAAGUCCUCAAAAUCCAAACGCCGUGCUCCGAAGGAGGCUAAGAAAUCUGACAACUCUAUUGAGGAUAGUCCUAGCUUAGGUUCUGAAUCCUUAACCUCUACAAACCAAAAAGAACUAAGUACUCCCAAAGUCUCCUGUCGCAGGCUUCGCGUUCUGAUAAAAAGAACUCCCACUUCUAAUCUGCCAAAAAUAACAAGGAAAUCGUCCGUCCUAAAGAAAAUCCCCUUCAAGGCAAAACAAUUAAAGAAAAUUAUUGAGGGCAUGGAAGAAACUCGACAUUUAGAGCAAUGUGAUGAGACGGAAAUCGCCGAAACUAAUCCAGUGUCUAAUCCCAUCCAAGAAACGGUUUCCGUUCCCGAAACUAAACAAAUCCUAUAUGAAGAAGUUCCUAAAGAAACACCAGAGAAAGGAGAUAACGUUCCGAAGGAUGAACUUAAAGAUGAUCUAAAAACAGAAAAAUCAGAUAAGGCGGAUAAAAUCUCUGAGAACAAACUAAAAGAUGACGUAGAAGACGAAACUUCAGAGAAAGCGAAUGAGAAUGAACAAAAAGAUGAUCUACAAACAGAUAAUAACAAAUUCUCUGAAGUUGAAGGAACUUCUACCGAGGGUAAAGAAACUAUUACAUCGGAAUCCAGUGGGGUUGUCCUAACAAAUGAACCAACCGAUAAUGCUCAUGCUGAGCUUGAAUCCAAGAAAGAGGAAUUAAAUUCCAUAAGUAAGGAGUGGGAAACCUUAGAAGAGGAACCGCCCAAUGUGGAUGAAACCCCAAAAAGGGAAAAUCAAAAUGAGAAACAACCAGACCAAGAACCAAAUGAUGAAGUUUUGACAGAGAAAUCUGAACUUCCCGAGGAGGACAUUGAAUCCGAGGAGUUUUCUAACUUUGAAUCAGUUGAAUCCCAACCGGAAACUGAUGUAACGGAUGAUGAAGAGCCCGCUCAGAGCCCAAUCCCAGACUCAACGGAAACAACAAGUGUCACAGACGAACCCAGAGCCAGCACGUCCAGCGUGGUGAAGCGCAUCUUGCGCAAGCGGGAAGCGGAUUCACAGCCAGAUGAAGCUGCUAAGCGAAAACUACGCCAAAAUAUGGAGAAGUCUGCAAGUGACAGACUUAAACUUCUUAAAACAGUUCGCCGUCGCAAUCACGUGGAGGAAGAAGAGCGACCUGCGCUUAAACGCUCUAAGGCUGACACUGAAACCAAAACGAAUUCAAAGGCUAAACUCAUCUCUAUCAUUGGUAAUGAGACCAUCAUUUCAUCCACGAAGGUGCCUAUUAAGGAAGCGAAAACCGAGUCUGCCAAGGCAUCUCCACCUGUAAGAAAGUCGGCGGUAAAGGAUUCAAAACACAUUGAGAUCACGAAGCACGUAAUUCUGACCCCACCUACCAAAAAGCUGGUGAAGGCUAGUAGUCCUACCUCGACGGUCAAAAAACCUUUGGUGCAGACUCUGCUAAGUUCCACUCUCAGUCUACAAAAACCCUCGUUGGAUGAUGAUGGAUCCCCUGUGACAACCAAGAAAUCUUUGAGCAAAACGGAAUCCGCAGAAAACAAGACCGAUGAUCAGCCAGUACUCAGCAGCUCCAUUGUGGUGACUAAGAAGUCCUUACCACCCAGUAAGAAAAUUGAAGCUCCGAAGGAAGAUGUUACGACGGCUGCUCCAAGAAAGGUUAACAUAUCGGUUUCCGUUGUUCCCCCAAACGAAACUGCAGUAGAGGCUUCUAAAGCUACUGCUGUCACACCCGAAACGUCGCCAAUUUUGCCGCGAAAGACACUGCCUGAGGCACAGAAGUCGUCUAAAAAAGUGGAGGCCAAUACGAAAGCGGAGCUCAAGAAGAAGGCCAAAUCACAGGGCGCUCAGAAUAAAUCCCUAAGGACGGAGGAAACUGCAGAACCAUCAAAGAAAUCAGCUUUUUCAGCUAUGACUGCGCGGAAAUCACUUCCUCAAUCGGAAGCCUCAAAGAAAACUGAGAGCAGGACGACAGCAGCUCCCUCUCAAGUGGAUCGUUUUAAGAAAAUCCAAGCCAGGAAAUCUGAAGGAGCUUCUUUAACUGCAACUAUCCGGGAACGACUUCAUGAAACAGAUGACCCUAAGAAAAUUGAAAACAGGAAAUCUGAAGGAGCUUCUUUGCCUGCAAUAGUUCGGAAAUCGCUUGCUCAAAAAGAUAUCCCGAAGAAGACCGAAGCCCUGAAAUCGGAGGCUCCCUUGAAAGCUGCUUCGACCGAGGAAAGUGACAAUACAUCUAAAUUCGAGGGACCUGGGACAAUGGGCCGGGGUCGCGCCGGCCCCAAAAAAACCAAAUCAGAUCAGCGCAAGACGAAACCCAAGCCAGAGUUAACUUACUCGGAGGUUGAAACUGCUUCCGAAUCGAGGGACUCUUCUCGCGAAGACAGUGCGCGGGCAUCCCGCUGGAUAAACCUGACACGAGCGGCCAGCACUAACAGAUCAUUGGCUCCGACGCCAGUUUCUAUGCACCCCAAUGCUUCUAAGGAGCGAUUUACACUUGCGAUGAACCAACAAUCACCGCUGAUAGAAUCGCAGACCUCGCGAAAGAAUUUUAAGGGUCGCGGACGUGGUGGACGAAAGGGCCAACCCGCUAUGAAAAGAAAGGCAGAAGCAGUUGCAGACGCUAAUGAAGAGGCCAAUCCCAAGCGACCCAGGGACGAGGAUAUUCCAGAGCAAGAAGAUCCCAGCCAGGAGACUAGUUUUGUUGCGUUCCCAGUGAAAAUAAGUGCUGUCGGUUCGACUACCGUUUAUCCUUUAGCAGUUUAUCCUGCGACUAAACCAGCUCAGCAGAAAGCUAAGCUAAGAAAAGUGCGUGUAAGAGUCAAUCGACGCGUCUUUAAUAAAUGGCUCGGGGAGAAGAAUAACCGCGAGAAACAAACAGCUUUUCAAAAAUUAUUAUCACCACCAGCAGCGAACUCGGAAACAGAUUCUGCGGCCGAAUCAAUGUCAGAGUCAAUGCUGCAGCACCAACGAGAACCGGAUGAGGCUCUAAGACUCUUAGCUGUAACCCAGAGAAAAAUACAAGUAAAAAGCUCAGGUCAGCUAGCUCCAACGGCAGCUACUGCUCCUCCCUCCACUUCCGCAAAGGGACAGAAGGUAACCCUGCCACCUAAAACAACCGUGAAAAAAACAGCUAUCUAUCCACUGAGUGAUAAACGUCUUUCCGAAGAUGGAACAUUGCAGAACAAUGCUAAGAAACUGGAGGAUCAGCGAAGGGUGCAAAUGUUUCAUGCCAAGACAAUGCCACUUCCUGUCCCAAUUCCAGAGGUAAAGGAAGAGCCAGAAGAUGAGGUCACGGGAGAAGAUCCACUUGUUGUGCCAAUGCCAGUGGUAGAUACAGCGCCUGUAGUACCGAUGAUUGAGGACAAUGUCCCCAACACUAUUCAAAUCAACAAUCUAGCAGCUGCCACCUCCUCUGGCGCGAGUGUUUCCCGUUUGAUUCCUUCGGCCAGUGUGCCUGGUAAUCCCAAUUCCAUUGGCCAGACCAAGAUGUUCUCCUUCCUCUACCCGAUGCGCUAUAAGAGGUCUUACGACAACGUGGGUCUGGACUUCUGCUGUCCAAACCUAGAUGGACCCAUGCGAGCCAUUGAUUUCACGCGCUUGCACUCGACCGCCGAGGUACCAGUGUUGGAGAUACCGCAGUUUCUGGUUAUCACCACAAAGUUCAUUUCCAAGGCGGAUAAAAAUAUUCCGAAUAAGGUGCGGGCUAAAUUGGAAUCGCUGGGUAAAGUUAAGGGACGUUAUCUCAGUAAGCCAACAGAUUCGGCUACCGUUCCGGAUUAUGGACCCAAUCCUGCUACCGCUAUUCCACCAACUACCGCUCUUGUUCCCGCUGCUCUUGGUGGAACGAGCUUGCCAUCUCCAACUGACCCACCAAAUACAAGCAUCGAUCCAACUGAACUCACUCCCGCUGAUCCCGCAGUGGCUUCUACUUCCCAGCCGUCUUCGACCAACUUAGAUUCUCUGGCCAAACACUUGCCACGAGGCACAAAGCUGACUGCGAAAGUUCUGCCAGCAGGGCCAGCCAUUCCGGCACCAGCCAGACCCUCUCUGGUAGUUAAUCCGCCGCCGACACUCAUCCAAUUGCCAGCGAUUUGCCCUACAGACAAGCAGCGCGUGGAUCUGCAAGCAAAGGUACAAGCAUUUGACCUGGUUCUUCAGAUUCUGAGCCGGCGGGUAGCCACCUUAACAGUGGCCGAGAGACAGCGUACCAUCGAGGAGAUCGUGAGGAACAGCUCGCUAAUGGCCAUAGACGUGGAUGUCGGUACUAAGCUAUUGGAGAACUACGUAAACUACUUAAACAAGGCAACCAGCUCGAGUUCGCCCUUGCCGCAGACCGAAAUCAGCCCGGUGGUUGCAAACCCGACUCCCGUCGCUGCUAGUCCACCGAAAGCAAUCGCAACUACCAGCUCUACUUUUUCCAAAAGCAUCGUGAGCUCCACCACCACCACAUCCUCCGAUACUCCAACUCAGGGGACAAAGAAAGCAGUGCAGAAAGAUCAACUCCGCAGCUCCCUACCCGCCAGUAUUCCUCUGUACGAUGAGCGCAAAAACAUCAUCGGCUUUCAGUGUCCUUCAAAAGGCAGAGGCAUACCUCCGAGUGGGACGCGAAAGGUCGCUCCAGUUGGCACCAGUAGUGCAUCCACAUCCUCAGCAGCAGCAGCGGCGGCAGGAAAGGUGCAGUUGAGGUCCACGCAGGGAGGAAGAAAAAGUACCGGGGGAAAAUCAAGCCAGAUUGUGAGUAUCACAAUGCCAAUAAACAAGCCAGGACAUAAAAUAGUGGUCAGGAAGAGAACAGCAUCACCGAGCAGUCCAGUAUCGACUAAUCAGCCGACACCUGUGCAGAGACCUGUGUUAUGCAAAAAGAAGACCACGCCGAUAAGAACGGCCACUCAGGCGAAGACCACACCCAUACCAACACCGACAUCAACACCACCAGACACACCAGCAUCCACAACGCGAGCUUUAACGCAGCCAAAAGCGACUCCCAGUACAGAGCCAGAUGCCGCCGCACUCGUAGCCCCCGCCGGAAUGAGUCUCAGUAGCACCUCCAAUCCGAAUGUGUUUAUCAUCAACCAGGUCUCGCAGCCGGAGGAGAGCAUCCUGCCCGACUCCAACAAUGCCGUGGAGCCCAUGGAUGCGGAGAUCAAGGGCGAACUGGAUGACUCUACGGAGGCUAUCGUCUGUGCAUACCCCGACCUGGAAAAGCGACUGGAGACUUACAUGCGAAGAAUUUUCUGCAUCAAGGGAAUCGACACAAAGAAUGAGUAUGAUCCCAAUGAAGUGGAGUACUUCGGUGUCCUCAGCCUAGCCGAUGCCAGAGCCCCACGUCGAAAGCUAUGGUACAUGUACUACGCGACGGCGGAUCAAGUGGACAAAACUGUGGAUCGGAUCCAUCGUAAAUAUGGACAGAAGAACAUGUACGAGCUGUUCAGAAAACCGGUGUAUACUGGCGCCGGCAUGCGAUCCCGGGUUAAGAAUCACUUUGGAGGACUGAAGUGGUACGUGAAGGGAAAUAUUUUGGAAGCCCCUCCCGACAGCUCCUACAACGAUGAGAAGGUGGUGAACACUAUCGCAGAUCUGUAUCAGGCUGAAAGGAGAAAAUACUACGAUUACCUAAUAGAUAGGAACAAUGUCUAUAAGACAUGGACCUACCCAAAAGCUGGACCCACUCCCUUAGAUCCCGGCACAGUGGAGUACUUUGGAGUUUUUGGUAUUACUGAUCCCCAGGCCGCUGACCGCAAACUUUGGUACAUCUAUUGUUGUCGGAAGCCCGAAAUUCCCGAAGUUGGGGAGAGAAUACGCCAUAAGUAUGGUAAAAAGAACGUGCACGAAAUAUAUCGGAGGGCCACAUUCAGCGGAGUGGGUUUUCGUAGGAUAGUGAAAGACUAUUUCUCCCACCUAAAGUGGUUUGUCAGCGGAAAUCUCCUGGAAGCCCCUCCGAAAAGUUACUUUAAUGAUGAGAGAUUCGUCAAAACAAUCUCAGAUCUGAAUGAAACUGAUUACGACCUGGAGGAGGAAAUCGACAACCACUUGAGGCGUAUUUUCUACAUAAAGCCAAAAGCUGACUCCCCGAAAUGUAACCCCUACAUAGUGGAGUUCUUUGGGGUUCUCAGUCUGACGGAUCUGCGGGCGCCCGAGCGCAAACUCUGGGUGAUAUACUACUGCAAGCAGCCGGAACUGGACAAAACGGUGGACGAGAUCCACCAGAAGUAUGGGAAGAAGAACAUGUUCGACCUGUACCGCACGCCCGUCUUCAGUGGAGCUGCUCUGCGGGCCAGUGUAAAGAAGCACUUUGCGGGGCUCAAGUGGUUUACGAAUGGAAACCUCCUGGAGGCCCCUCCUAAGAGUCACUUUAACGACGAGCGAGUGGUCAAGACCAUAGCGGAUCUGCACCACCAAGAGCAGCAGAGGCUCUAUAACUAUGUUAUGACACUGUCUGGGUGUGCAAUAGAGCAGGGAAUCGAACCCUUAAAGAUGUCCUCGCGUUCCUCCGAAGAGCGAGGCUAUUUACAUCGAAAAUUCGACAGCAAUGGCUACAAACAAAAGCGGUCCUCGGCAUCCUCCUCGUCAGCCAGGACAACCUCCUCCGGACACAAGGACCGCAGGUCGGACUUCGAUUACCAUGGCGGUCGUCGCCACCAACGCUCCGUCUCCCGUCGGCGCUCCCGCUCGCGUUUGGGCUCGGAGUCGCCGCCGCCGGCACACCGCCGACGCUCGUCCCGCGACCGCCAGAGGAUGCACAAGGCUCGCGAACAUCCCCAGGCCAGUCGCUGCAUUGGCGUCUUCGGUCUGAACACCAACACCUCGCAGCACAAGGUCCGCGAGCUCUUCAACAAGUACGGACCCAUCGAGCGCAUCCAGAUGGUCAUCGACGCUCAUACACAUCGUUCGCGGGGCUUCUGCUUCAUUUACUUUGAGAAUCUCGAGGAUGCCCGUGUGGCCAAGGACGCCUGUUCCGGCAUGGAGGUAGAUGAUCGCCGCAUUCGCGUCGACUACUCCAUAACCCAACGCGCCCACACUCCUACUCCGGGUGUCUAUAUGGGUCGUCCUUCGCGCAGUGUAUACCCGGGACGCUGCCAUUCGCCACGGGCAGAGCGACGUCGCGAACGCGAGCGUUCCUUUUCGCCUGACAACUAUCGUAGCCGGAACAGCUACCGCGACGAUCGCUAUGAGCGCAGCUACCGCAGGAGCUCCAGUCGCCAGCGCUACCGCAACAAAAGCUACAGCCGCUCACGUUCCCCUAAGCUUCGGCGCAUCCAAUCGCGCUACUAGUGCGCCGCGGAGGUGAUUCCUUAACUCGUGCUUCUUGCUGGCCAACUGGACUGUGUCAAACGGCCAGCGGAGGAGCAUACGACUGAAAUAUUGUGUUUUGGUGAAACCAUCCCAUCUAUGGCAUUUGGUUGGCGAACAGCUCACAUCUAGAUUAAUUUCCAAAUUCAUUAUUCACCCAAAACCGCUUCUUAUCAUAAUUAUUCGUUAACCGUCAUUGAUGCUGUACAAAACGUAGUUUGUAAAUAUCAGAUCGAUUACCAACAUUACAUACAGAGGUCCGCAUAGAUUGUGAUAUGUAUUUUAAAGGAACCGCAGCAAACUGAUAAUGAUAACAGAACUAAACUAAUUUUAAUUAUAAAUAUAAUUGUGCAGCAAGUACAAAAUAAAAUUGAAAUUGUACAGAAA
This is a messenger RNA of Drosophila biarmipes, 12674 nucleotides long. RefSeq names its product mucin-17 (gene Su(var)2-HP2). The record is from RefSeq and is a predicted model, not a curated record. Bases 240 to 12269 code for a protein of 4009 amino acids. Lineage: Eukaryota; Metazoa; Arthropoda; Insecta; Diptera; Drosophilidae. Gene Ontology annotation, cellular component: spliceosomal complex. Gene Ontology annotation, biological process: positive regulation of mRNA splicing, via spliceosome. Gene Ontology annotation, molecular function: RNA binding. The transcript is spliced from 19 exons.